GUUUUUCUUCCUCCGAUCGAGCCACCUGGGGGGGGACCCCAUACGCCGCCGCCGACGCCGCCGCUCGCGCACUUGCCGCGGAUCAAGGAGGAUUUCUCGCGCUGCUCGGUUGGACCCGCGUGGAAAGUCCGCUACUCUGAUGCCGCAGCCGCACGCGUGGGUCAUGCGCUGCACCUGACGCCCCCCCUCCCACACCGCCCACCCACCUCCGAUUGUUUUUUUUGUUUUUUUGUGCGUGUUUUUAUUAUUAUUUUCUACACGGACGAAUUCUUUCUUGGAAGAGCUGAGAAGUUGCUACGCACUCCGCGGCAGCCCACGCGGACCCCAUAUCGACCACGCGGACUGUUUGGCGUGUUUUCUUUUGAUAUUAUUAUAAUUUUUUCCCCUUUGGCUGCUGCACCAUCGAGGCGAGACGGCGACCUCAGUCGAUUACCUUUCUUUGCUCUGCUAUCCCAUGGAUAUUCACUGCAAAGCAGACCCCUUCUCCGCCAUGCACCGGCACGGCGGCGUGAACCAGCUCGGCGGGGUGUUCGUGAACGGCAGACCCCUGCCGGACGUGGUGCGGCAACGGAUCGUGGAGCUUGCCCACCAAGGGGUCCGCCCGUGUGACAUUUCCAGACAGCUCCGGGUCAGUCACGGCUGCGUCAGCAAAAUCCUCGGCAGGUACUACGAGACGGGGAGUAUUAAACCGGGGGUGAUCGGGGGGUCCAAACCGAAGGUGGCGACCCCGAAAGUGGUGGAUAAGAUUGCAGAGUACAAGCGGCAGAACCCGACCAUGUUCGCCUGGGAGAUCCGGGACCGGCUAUUGGCCGAAGGCGUGUGCGACAACGACACCGUGCCGAGCGUCUCGUCCAUCAACAGGAUUAUCCGCACCAAAGUCCAGCAGCAGUUCCACCCGUCCCCCGACGGAUCCGUCACGCCGCUCUCCACGCCGGGACACACCAUAGUACCCAGCACAGCCUCCCCGCCUGUGACCAGCGCCUCCAACGAUCCCGUAGGAUCCUACUCCAUCAACGGCAUCCUGGGAAUCCCCCGCUCCAACGGCGAGAAGAGGAAACGAGAUGAAGUUCUCUGGACUGGCAACCACUUGGACGGAAGGAAAAUCGGACAUUGCGGUUCUGACGGUUCCAUCCCGGGCAGCGAUUCUCAGGGCAGCGUGGAGAGUUUAAGGAAGCACCUGCGAGCCGACGCGUUCACCCAACAGCAGUUGGAGGCCCUGGACCGCGUUUUUGAACGCCCCUCCUAUCCGGAUGUCUUUCCCACCUCCGAACACAUCAAACCCGAGCAGGCGAACGAGUACUCACUCCCGUCCCUGAACCCCGGCCUGGAAGACGUGAAGCCCAGCCUCUCCAGCAGCGGCAGCUCCGACCUGGCCUCCAGCGUCUCCCAGAGCUACUCGGUUGUGACAGGUCGAGACAUGGCGAGCACCACCUUACCAGGCUACCCGCCUCACGUCCCCCCAACGGGGCAAGGCAGCUACCCCACUUCUACACUCGCCGGAAUGGUUCCAGGCGGGGACUUUUCUGGAAACCCUUAUUCUCAUCCACAAUACACGACUUAUAACGAAGCAUGGCGGUUCAGCAAUCCAGCGUUACUAAGUUCCCCUUAUUAUUAUAGUGCCGCAUCCCGUGGCUCCGCACCUCCCACUGCUGCCGCUGCCUACGACCGCCACUAGUUACCAUGGAGACCGGCUCAAACUCCAAGGCCACGGCUUGGGUCUCCAUAUUGUCCCCGUCUGAGAAAACACUGAGGUCAAAGGGAAUUUGUGAGGAAAGGAAAAGCCACCAGGUCACGCGGACUCGAGGAAGGAUGGUUGCCAACACGUCAGCGUCACACAUUUUGGGCCAUAAGAGUCACCGCAAACAUCAAGCUGUCCCACAGCCCCGAACAUCUCCAGACUGACUUUUAAGAGAUUAUAUAAAUAUAUAUAUUGUGGAAGACGUGUGAAGAGUCCAUGUGGGGGGAAAAAAAACAUGAAGUGGGUUUUUAUUUUUGCCGCUUUUUUGCUGUUAUUGGUGUUGUUCUUUUACUCAUGCACCCUUCACCAUCCUUUUACAUCAUGAACGACAGUAUUUUUCUGUUCUUAAAGACCCUGUAAAGUGAAAUCUGAGAUUUGGUUCUAAUGACAUGAUACAGUUUCGAAGAUAAUGAGAAAUAUGUGGUAUCCUAUUUGGCGGUAUAGCGUUGAAUUGAUUUUCAGAAUUUUUUUUGCGCCCAGUGAUGCACUUUGGCGUCAGGCCUGCCUUCCGUACAUUUUUGUUGCUAUCAGUGGUUAUCCGGUGCAAGUGUAAAUGACAUCGUAUCAAGCGUUAGCUUGUUAGCUAGCUAUGGCUGCAUACUAAAAAUGCAUUGUCCCUAAAGGCCACAAAUUACUGAACUGCUCGAUGUUGUUAUUUAAAGUGAGAAGGUGUACUCCUCUACAGCUCAUCCUUCGGUUAGCUGGCAAGCUAGCUGUUAGCUAGAACCUCUCGCUGUGGCGUGACUUCACAAUUAUGAAGUUUUGAUCACUAAAAUUUGGCAGCCCCGUCUUUGUGGUGUGUCAAAUGUGGAAGACAUUUAUUUCACUUUACAUGAACUUUAAAAUGAGACAACCAAGAGGGACGAUGGUAAAGAGAAUUGUUGAGAAUUUGACGCAAAUUUCCAUCAUGGCACCACGCCGUAGGGACGUCUUGAUUCUGGUGCUUCAAUAUUUCCUCUUUGUUGAUCCCACAAAGAAAUGGCAGCGUCAUCUCCGGAUGUGGCAAACAAUCAAAUGUAAAUUGUUUUUCCAAAAUAAACAUGUCGACUCGGAAUUUUAAAUGUUAAAUUAUUUUUUUCCUGUCACAAAUUGUAAUGUUUAAAAAAAAAAAAAAGAUUUUGAGCAUAGUUACAUUUUGCUAGUAUUCCAAUUAUGUCCAUGAGAAUCCUUGGCUCCUUUUUUGCACUGUAACCUAGUUUUUUCCAAAUUCUCUGAUUCAGAAUUUUUUUUUUAACAAGAGCAAUGAGGUGUGCAUAGUAGAAGUUAGUGGACUUUGUAAGCCAUAGCUUCUUGGCUAUACUAAAAAAUCCUAUUCAGCUACUUUGUCAUACCACUAGAUGCCUCCAGUUGAGCAUACCAACUGUAAAUUAGCUACGUACGCCUUAUAAAACUAUUUGUUCCACGCCAUGCCACUUCAGUAACGUUCACAACAUUUACAACUGUCCUUUGCCUCACGUUUAACUCUCGUGGACUGAAAGAAAAUACUGUUUUUUUUUUUUACUGUUUUGUGAAUGUACUUUAACUACAUUUGCCAAAGACUUAGUUUGAUAUUUAAUAUUUUAUUUACAGUGUGCAUAAACGAAGCAGUAUUAUCUCCGAUAAACGUCACGUCGCUAACAACACGACGAGCGAGGUCGAAUCCGGCGACUCUUGUGUUCCCGCUGCUUUGUAGAAUGAUUUGUGAAUAUUGUGAAGACAAUUCCUUCCUUUGUAAAUAUUGUCACACGACUGAAGCGGCUCCCUUUGUAGAUAAACAGACCGAUGCAUUUACAUGUGUGUCUUAAUUGUUACGUUGUGCUGUAGAGGAAGGCGCAACUGCUGUGUAAAAACCCCGGGCUACAUGCUAACAGUAGCAGGCUAACGUCACAAAAAUGGUAGGCCGUCCUUGUCCAUUUCCUGUCCAUGAUAACGCCAUGAUGAUGUUUUUAGGUCACUAUGCAACAAGUUAAAUGGCUUUCUGUAUCAUCUUUUGUUCUUGGGCUUCGGACUAACGGAGAAAAAUGGUCUCUUCAAUUCAACGAAUCUGUGGCAAAAAAAAAAAAAAAAAGAUAUAUACGGCAUUAACUGCUGUCCCAGCCAUUUAUAGAUGUUGUGAUCAUUGGGUUUACCCAAUUUACGGUCAGCUCUCAAUGUAUAGACACAUUCAUCUCAUUCCCGCCUCCUAGUGAACCCGUCUACUGUACAUCCUCUGGUACCAUGAUGAUGUCAGAGAAACAGACUGCCACACUGGCUUAUUUCUGUCUACAUGCAGCUGGACAUGUCUGAGGGCAGAGUGCACGCCACCAUCAUUUGGACGGGAAUCUUAGCUGUGCUAAGUGGAGCACCUCUGAGCGAGCAGCUCUGUUGUAAAGAUGAUACGGGAGAUGUGUCAUGGACGUUAAAAAAAAAAAAGAUUUCUGAGGAGAAAAUCUAUAUGGGAAGCCCUGUGGCCUCAAUCAUUGCUCUGUUUCACUUCUGUUCCAAUUCCU
Molecule: messenger RNA, 4206 nt
Organism: Syngnathus typhle (broad-nosed pipefish)
Lineage: Eukaryota; Metazoa; Chordata; Actinopteri; Syngnathiformes; Syngnathidae
Gene: pax2a
Product: paired box 2a
Exons: 11
Coding region: 455-1675 (406 amino acids)
Biological process (GO): regulation of transcription by RNA polymerase II; anatomical structure development
Molecular function (GO): DNA-binding transcription factor activity, RNA polymerase II-specific; RNA polymerase II cis-regulatory region sequence-specific DNA binding
Source: RefSeq, a predicted model, not a curated record